Molecule: messenger RNA, 2108 nt
Organism: Sardina pilchardus (European sardine)
Lineage: Eukaryota; Metazoa; Chordata; Actinopteri; Clupeiformes; Clupeidae
Gene: tcap
Product: titin-cap (telethonin)
Exons: 2
Coding region: 221-760 (179 amino acids)
Biological process (GO): cardiac muscle tissue morphogenesis; skeletal muscle contraction; detection of muscle stretch
Cellular component (GO): Z disc
Molecular function (GO): protein-macromolecule adaptor activity; structural constituent of muscle; titin binding
Source: RefSeq, a predicted model, not a curated record
CACUCACUCACAGACAAACACAGAGACAGACAGACAGGAGACGGACAGCGAGAUCCUCCAGACACCCAGAGAGACCAGAACACAACCAGGAGCCACCAGUCUCCAAGCCCAGAGAACACCUACAGCAACUCGGUGAACCUCCGCUGACCUGAGCCACAGCUUGUGGAAGACACAACUUUUUGAACACACACACACACACAGUCUCAGAAGAGCCGACAGGAUGCAGGUGUGCACCGUGAUGGAGAAGCAGGCUGGCAGGGUGGUGGGUGCCGAGCUGGGCUGCAGCGUGCUGGAGGAGAACCCCAAACAGAGGGAGAGCUACACCGCUAACUGGCACAGCGUCAAGAUGAGGACACAGCACCAAGACAGGCAGUCCAUGCUGAUGUCCGACGACUCUCGGCGUGAGUCCAUGACGCGCCACUGGGAGUGCCGCCCCCUGCACCAGAACUGCCCGUCGGGCGUGUACCGUGUGGGCACCAUGGAGAGGGGCGUCCGUGAGCACCAGCUGCUGCCCCAGCGCAACACGCUGCCCCUGCCCAUCUUCAAGCCCGUGGAGCUGGGCGUGCGUCUGGGGCGCGGCGCCGCGCACCUCCCCGAGGACUUCGUCCCGGCCCAGCCCCCCUCCGGCGCCUGCCCCGACAAGAGGGCCAUCAGCGAGCUCACCCGGGACCUGCCGCCCGUCAAGCCCACCCGCAUGGAGUUCGCCAAGGCGCCCAGAACCCUCGGACGCUCCAUGUCACAGGAGGCACAGAGGGGGUGAAGAGAGGAGCAAGAGAGCAAGAGAGGAAGAGAGAGAGAAGGGAUGAGGAGAAGAACAUAUCAGAGAAAAUAUGGACUUUUGUAGACGGUGAGAGAAGGAACCAGAGGGGGGGAGUAGAAUGGGCUUAAUGUUUCCAACAACGUAGUAGACCUAUUGUCACAGUAUACAGUAUGUAUAUAUAGAAUGAACUGUGCUUCAGUAUAACUUAGACACGCAGACUCCCAUUGGCUCCCAUUCCCUCCCCAACCGGGCUGCCUGACAAAAUGAAGCCUUUGAAGCCUGAAAGCUCAUUGUGAGUCUACUGCUUUAAUACUCAACACAUUAUUUGCACUGUUUCAUAGAUAAGGCCCUUUAAAACAAUAUCCCACCCCCCUACCCUCGAGCUGUGAUGGUAUGAGCGGAAUGUUAGGCGCCCAGUUGUCCCAGCUAUGUGGCUGAAUGGUUUGAGCGUGAGGACAGAGGCUAUGUCUACUCAGUGAGAGGCAGAGGACAGGUCAUGUUGCUGUUUCCUCAGAUGCUGUUAAUCCCAGCAUACGCUGGCCGGGAUUAGAGCAGAUCUCUGAGGCCGAGGAACCAUGGCAGGUGGGCAAGGCUCCAUGCAGAGAAUGUUCCCAAUGGAGAAAAUGUUACAACUACUGACGUAUUUACAUUUGAUAUUUGUGGAAUGAUUUUGAUUAAAAACAAAGAAAGACACCAUGGAACUGAAUAGUUCUUGAAUUUCCCCUUGGGGAUCAAUAAAGUAUCUAAUAAAGUAUCUAUCUAUCUAGUACUCUAUUAGCGUCUAAAGAGAAAAAGAGGCAUGAAGCCAGGCAGAGAGAGAGAUAGAAGGAUAGAGAGAUAGAGCAAAAGAGACAGUUAUUGGCAAGAGAGCAGACGUUGAAAUAAAGGGAGUGACAGCAUAGCUGUGGGUAUUAAGACUGGACAUCCCUUGGCUGUGCUCCCUGUCCCCUUACACAACAACAUACUGGUCACUACCCUGACCAGACCUCUGGCAGUCCUUCUCAAAGCAACACAGGAACAGCACAGAGGGAUGUGUGAGUGCAUUUAUAUUGGGCUUUGUUUUUAGUGUUCAACAAGGCCACAUCCCACAUCCCAUAAUAUAGCUUGGUUACUAGUGAGUGUCUUGUAGUUACUUGCACUAAACUGAGAGAAUAGUAUCAUAACUUCUGUCACAAACUGAUAUUAUUGCAUCUUCUGAAUGGUUGUUGCGUUGAUGUGAAAUACUGAAGAAAUGUUUUUGUUGAUUGUUUUCUUUAAAAUACUGAUUAAAUAAAAGUUGUAUUUUUCUGUAAGUAAAAUCAAAUAAAAAAAAUUAUAAAAAAAUAAAAACAUAACAAAUUGCUCCUGU